Molecule: messenger RNA, 1677 nt
Organism: Lecanosticta acicola
Lineage: Eukaryota; Fungi; Ascomycota; Dothideomycetes; Mycosphaerellales; Mycosphaerellaceae
Source: the annotation of a GenBank genome assembly
AUGAUGGAAAGAGAUGGCGAUGAGAGCGCGCGGCUCAUGGAGACGUUCACCAUCCACGAUGCGGACGCGGAUGCGCACCAGGAUGAGGAGGCACUGCUACACAAUAUCGAUUGGAAGUCUGCACCGCGGACACUGGCCGCACACGGCUUGCACAUGCUCUCGCGGACAGCGAUUCGCUUGCUGCAACUCCCGGCGCGUGUCCGAGAACUGGGAUAUGCCGACACCCUGCGCGUCGUCUUCGAUUACCCGUCGCCGGCUCUCGAACUGCGCAGUACGGCUUGGCUGGAUGGACUGCGUGGAUUGGCUGCCUUUGAAGUCUUCAUAUUCCAUAAUAUCGAUGGGUGGAUUGAUCGGACACUGUCGUACGGCACCGGGAAGUACUCGAGUCCCGCAUGGUACUACGCGCCCUUCAUCCGAACGAUAUACGGCAGCGGUGACGCCGCAGUGUGCAUCUUCUUCGCCAUCUCGGGCUAUGUCCUCACCUACAAGAUGCUGCGGAUUAUGCGACAACAACGAUACGAUGACCUUCUGACGACAGUCUCGUCGGCUGUCUUCCGUCGAGGAAUCAGAUUGUACAUGCCAGUAUUCAUCGAGACGUUGACCCUCAUGCUCGCCUGUCGUCUCCUUGGCCUGCCCACACCUGGCGUAUAUGCUUUGGAACCAACAUUCUGGAUGGAACUGAAGAGUUGGUUCUUGAGCUUUGGCCAUCUACUCCUACCACUUCGAUAUCCGGACCGCUGGGACGCUCUUCUCAACAGAUACGACGGGGCGAUAUCGUGGACCAUACCCCUGGAAUACCACGGCUCUCUCUACGUAUAUCUGUCGAUCGUUUUUCUGGCGAGGGUGCCUAGUGUGGUGAUCAGACGCAUCUUGAUCUUCGCUAUGGUAGCGCAGAACUUCUGUAAAGACGACUGGAUCGCGGCUCAAUUCCUUAUGGGCAUGGCAUUCGCGGACUAUCAGAUUGAACGUGAGCUCUCUGAGCCGAAAGUCAGCCGUCGACCAUGGCUCCGCCCGUUGGUCACUUGGGGCUUCUUCCUCUUCGGCUUCUAUCUCGCCGGUCUACCUGGUGCCAGGGGCCGAAAUGAGUAUGAACGAGAUCCAAGAGUCUUCCCGCGACCUUACUACGACUGGCUUGCGCAACCAAUUGCAAGUCUGGGUCUCUACCUAGAUCGCCAGACAGAUCGAUACUUCCAGUGCUUCGCGGGAAUGUGUCUGCUCAUCGGUAUCGGCGAAAUUGCAAGCCUCAAACGCGGACUCGAGACCCGCUUUGUACAGUAUCUCGGUCGGAUCUCUUUUGGUUUGUAUCUGUGCCAUAUCUUCCUCCGAGCCUGGAUGGCACCCUUACUCGGGGCGAAAAUCUGGAUCAGCGCAGUAGGACUGGAUCCGAGCAUCGAAUACUCGAAGCGAUCUUCAGCCGAGAAUGGAAGACUGUUCAUCGCUUAUGUUCUGACAAUGAUCCCGGCUACGUGCGUUAAUUUCAUCGUUGGAGGACUAUUUCGGCGAUACUUGGAUCAGCCUGCCAUCGAUGCUGGUCGAAACUUUGAGAGAUGGUGUCUGUCUUUUGGGAAGAAGGAUGGGCUGCCCGUCUUGAAUGGCGGGGCUACUGCGCCGGGUCCUCCUUUGCAGAUGCAGGAAGUAGAUGUCGCGGAUAGGGCCGGUCGUGCAGUGUAUGAAUAA